UACAGCUUAAUAUUGUUGUUCUUGGAGAGAUGGUGGACCGGAUCAAGGAUUUUCUAGCAUCGAGCGAUCAACAACUGCCAAUAGUUAUUCUUCAAUUUGCAAGAGUAAAAAAUGCUGGAGGUACCAAUAUUGUGCAGAACAUUAUGUAUGGUACUGGACUCUUGAUAAAUCCAGAUAUUCCUGAGGCUUUGAUGCUUCGAAAAAGAGAGAUCUCGCAGUACCUGUCUGUGGUUUCUGGCAAACCAGCAUAUCUUGAUGAAGAUGAAGUUUUAUAUUCCAUUGGGAGGAAGAUAAUAAAGGAGUUACGUGCUGCUGCGGAUGUUGGAUUCUAUGUUGUUCGGGCCACUGUUCUUGAUGUUAAACCCGUUCCAAGUUGGUGGUAUAAAUCAUGUGUUUGCAGCGUGAAGGCAGAAGCUAAUGCAGAUGAAUACUUCUGCGAUGGCUGUAAUAGGGACGUGAAUAAUGUGGUUGACAGGUAUUACUCUAAUUAGAUUUAUUUGUGCAAUCUUUUCAUAAAAAUGCAAUAUAGUUAACUAAUUGAUUAUGUUGAUUUUUAAUGAUUUAGCAAUAUCUGGCUUAAUACUAAUAUUUAUUAAAAACAAAAACUGCUUUGGUUGAUGGAAAUCUGGUUUAGCCACAAAAAAAAAAGCUGGCAAACAAAGAUAGAGUGCACAGAAAAAAAUUCAUGUACCUACAACACUUUUAUACCAAAGUCUCCUUUGCUAGACUAAAAUCUAGAAAACUGAUAAAUCUAAAAAAAAUUGUGUUUGAGCAUCUAAAUUAUGUUGAAUAUCAUUUUUAUGAUUUUGUUGUAACUAA
Molecule: messenger RNA, 819 nt
Organism: Arachis duranensis
Lineage: Eukaryota; Viridiplantae; Streptophyta; Magnoliopsida; Fabales; Fabaceae
Exons: 4
Coding region: 30-491 (153 amino acids)
Source: RefSeq, a predicted model, not a curated record